Molecule: messenger RNA, 892 nt
Organism: Cimex lectularius (bed bug)
Lineage: Eukaryota; Metazoa; Arthropoda; Insecta; Hemiptera; Cimicidae
Gene: Rrp46
Product: exosome complex component RRP46
Exons: 5
Coding region: 155-835 (226 amino acids)
Biological process (GO): poly(A)-dependent snoRNA 3'-end processing; rRNA catabolic process; nuclear mRNA surveillance
Cellular component (GO): nuclear exosome (RNase complex); nucleolus; cytoplasmic exosome (RNase complex)
Source: RefSeq, a predicted model, not a curated record
GAAGGUUAUAGAGUGGUUGCCACACCACGAGGGCACAUUAAAUCUAUUUUGUUGGUAACCACUUUAUAACCUCCCCAUAUGCUGUAAAGUGUAAAUAGAUUUCUUGUGGCGUUGUUUUUGUGUAGACUGUAGAGUACAAGCUGGAAAAUACACAAUGGAAAGCGUUGAAACUAUGGAAGUAGCUGAGAAAAACUGUUCCAAAAGUUCAAAUGGAAAUUCCGUCAAAUUUGAAAUAAACGUGUUGAAUAAGGCAGAAGGCUCAGCAAUAUUAUCUAUGGGUAAAAACGUUGUUUUAACUGCAUUAUAUGGCCCAUACGAAUUAAAACAUUUAAGAGUACAAGAUGAUCUGGCAUUUCAAGUCAAUUAUAGGACAAAAGCCUGGUCUCAAGGGAAUAACUUCAAGUCAAUAGAAGAUUUGAUUAAAAGCGCUUGCGAGUCGAUAUUUUACCCCAGGCCUUUUUCAAGGCACGAAUCAACCCUGUUAGUCCAAGAGCUUCAAGAUGACAAUUCCAUACUCUGCUGUGCUGUCAAUGCGAGCUGUCUGGCGAUUAUGGCCACUGGGAUGGAGAUGCAGCAUCUCGUCACUGCCGGCUGUUGCUGCAUAGAUGAAAAAGGCGACAUGGUGCUCGAUCCCGAUGGGGAAACGAUAAAAAAGUCAAAGUUCGUAAUGACAGCCGCCUUCGAGUGCAUAAAUUAUAAUAUAGUCAUGAUCAACAGUGAGGGUUCCUGUUCUCCCAAGGAGUUCAACGCUGCGACUGAAAUGUGUAAAUCUGGGGCAAAAGAAAUGGUCAAGUGGUUCAAAGCUGCAAUUAUGAAAUACUCUAAAGUUUUAUAAUGUACAGUGAUGUUAUUGUAAUAAAAAUAUAUAUUUAACAGUUCUUUUUACAUAAAU